UCACUGUCGAGGACUGAUAACUCUUGAUAUCAGUUUAGGGUUUUUUUUAAUUUUAUUUUCUUCUCAUAUCCCUCGUACAAAUGACCCGGGAGCAUUCAGGAGACAUAACAAUGGAUGAAACAUUGCAACACCGACCUGUUACGUUUUCAUUGUCAGAUUGGAUACGCAACGCGAGGAAAGGGGCUCGGGAGACUUACAAAUCGAAGCCGAUAUCUCGUUGGAUUCUCCUUGUCCUCAGCAGCCUUUCGAUGCUCAUAGCCUUCCCGGCUUCUAGCCUUCUGUCUCGAGUUUACUUCUCCAAUGGUGGUAAAAGCAAAUGGAUCAUUUCAUGGAUAGCGGUGGCCGGGUGGCCGAUCUCUCUUCUGAUUUUACUACCCGUCUAUGUCAUUCGCAAGAAAACGCCGACUCCGCUUACUAUGAAGCUCCUCGUUUCUUACAUCGUACUAGGUUUCUUGAGUGCAGCAGACAACCUUAUGUUUGCUUAUGCCUAUGCCUACCUCCCUGCUUCAACUUCUUCUCUACUGGCAUCUUCCUCCUUGGCGUUUUCUGCGCUGUUCGGGUAUUUCAUUGUCAAGAACAGGAUAAACCCUGCAAUCGUAAACUCGAUCAUCAUAAUCACUGCUGCUAUGGCUAUAAUCGCGUUGGAUUCAAGCUCUGAUCGGUACAGUAAUGUAAGUACCCACCAAUAUAUGGCAGGUUUCUUCUGGGACAUAAUGGGAUCUGCACUUCAUGGGCUCAUUUUCGCCCUCUCAGAGCUUGUGUUCGUGAAACUUCUCGGGAGACGGUUCUUUCACGUCGCAUUGGAGCAACAAGUGAUGGUUUCCCUCUUCGCCUUCGCCUUCACCACAAUUGGGAUGGUCCUGAACAAGGAUUUCCAAGGGAUAAGCCAUGAAGCCAGAAGUUUCAGAGGUGGGGAGUCUCUGUAUAAACAGGUCCUCGUCUGGCAAGCGGUCACGUUUCAGCUUGGUGUCCUUGGAGCAACUGCAAUACUCUUUCUGGCUUCCACGGUCAUGGCAGGCGUCCUCAAUGCCGUGAGAGUGCCACUCACGAGCAUAGCCGCUGUCAUAUUGAUGCAUGACUCAAUGAGCGGCUUCAAGAUCUUGUCUUUGCUCCUCACGUUCUGGGGAUUCAGCUCAUACAUCUAUGGGAGCUCAUAUGCAAGUAAUCAAGCUUCCUCUCAGUCCUAAUUCCAGAUUCUUAUUCUUUCAAUUGCAGAUUGAGUAAACUC
Tarenaya hassleriana is the source of this 1228-nucleotide messenger RNA. Its product is annotated as probable purine permease 5. Bases 81 to 1187 code for a protein of 368 amino acids. The record is from RefSeq and is a predicted model, not a curated record. The transcript is spliced from 3 exons. NCBI's taxonomy places the organism in Eukaryota, Viridiplantae, Streptophyta, Magnoliopsida, Brassicales, Cleomaceae. Gene Ontology annotation, cellular component: membrane. Gene Ontology annotation, molecular function: purine nucleoside transmembrane transporter activity.